Molecule: messenger RNA, 906 nt
Organism: Sphaeroforma arctica JP610
Lineage: Eukaryota; Ichthyosporea; Ichthyophonida
Exons: 8
Coding region: 1-906 (301 amino acids)
Biological process (GO): reciprocal meiotic recombination; meiotic recombination checkpoint signaling
Cellular component (GO): nucleus; chromosome
Molecular function (GO): ATP hydrolysis activity; ATP binding
Source: RefSeq, a predicted model, not a curated record
AUGAUUGCGCUCACGGAGAAGCGUGUGUUGAACAAAGACGAUGUAGUGGUAGAGAUUGUGCUGAAGAAAAGUGCUGCAGACCCAGAAAUGGUCAAGUCUCAUGCAUUGGUGUACAUCCACGAGUUGGGAGUUGUAUACGAAUCGAGUCUCGCCACAUUCUGCGACCCUUACCUCAAGACAGGAAAGACAUCCUUGGCCAAAAGCUUAGCCCAAAAAAUAAGCAUUCGUAUGAAUGACCGCUUUAGUUAUGGGCAGCUCAUAACAGUCAAUAGCCACAGCGUGCUUUCCAAGUUCUUCUCCGAGAGUGGAAAACUGGUGCAGAAAUUAUUUCAACAAAUCCACGAAGUGCUACACCCAGAUACCUUUGUGUGUGUGCUGGUAGAUGAAAUAGAGUCGUUGGCUACCUCGAGGGCAACAUCGUCAUCAGAUCCAAGUGAUUCUGUGAGAGCUGUCAAUGCGAUGCUGACCCAGUUGGACAAGCUUGCGAUGUAUGCGAACAUCCUAAUAAUCGCCACAACCAAUCUCACUGGCGCUCUAGACGCUGCGUUCGUUGACCGCGCCGAUUUGUGCGUGCAGAUUGCAUUGCCCAAUACAUCCAUCCGCUAUGAGAUUCUGCGCAGGUCACUUCAAGAUUUGAUACGAUGCCGCAUCAUCAGUACAGACUCCAACAGCUCAGAUGUCGGCUUGAUUCGACCUUACCACACCUUAACAGAGAAUUCGAGCCCAGGAAGUCAAGCACUCCUUCGUAUCGCGAAGGAUUGCGAGAAUCUCAGUGGAAGAGCUCUGAAACGGCUGGCUUUCGUCACGCACCUCUCGUGCGCUCAACAGACUGAUAUACCUCUGUCUCGUUUUCUCGAGCAACUGGCGGAGACAAGUAAAACUCGGCCGUCGGGGCUUGGGCAAUGA